UGUGUUGUGUUGACAAUUUUGCAGGGGUAGACCCCUUGGAUGAUCGACAAUAUUAGGCGUAAAUUUUACCAUUCAGUUCACCAGGGAUGGCAAGCAGUGCUGCAGUACUAGAAGGGGGAGGGAUUCUACAACACGAACCACUCCAAUGUCUGCAGGAAUACCGCCUCCUCGUCCCAGAAGUGGGUGUUGGGAACAGCAGGCUUCAUGUUGCAGCCAGGCUAGGUCGACAUGAUAUGAUAGCAGAGGCCGUUGCGAUGGGGGAAAUGGUGAACGUUUGCAACUUCGACGGUGUAACCCCGCUGCACGAAGCAUGUGCAUGGGGGCAAACAGAGUGUGCGCUCACCCUCUUGCUUGCAGGAGCAGAUGUUAAUGCCAGAAAUAUAGAUGCCGCCACCCCGCUCUGUGAUGCCAGUUCCCGUGGUAGUAUAGACUGUGUACGACUUCUUCUAGAGAGAGGGGCCAGUAUCAACCCCUGGGCUGUCAAUGUGUCCCCUUUACAUGAAGCUAUGCUGGCAGGUCGCUGGGAGGUGGCAUUAAUACUGAUAGCAGCAGGGGCUGAGUUAGAGAAAAUGGACUGUCAUUUUGGAACCCCACUUCAUGUUGCUGCUUCAUUGGGAGAUGUCAACUCAGUCAAAGUUCUAUUAAACUCAGGUGCUAACGUUAACGCCACCAAGAUUAACGAAACAGCCUUACACAUGGCAGCUAGAAAGAACGACGUCACACUUAUCUCUCUUCUCCUAGAAUAUGGCGCUGACGCAGCCAUGAGAAACAACACAGGGCAGAAGCCUAGGGACUUGCUUGCAACUAGUAAAUCUGACUUCCAAGAGUGUGCUGCCGUAUUUUCCUGGUAUGAAAGCCACCCAAAGACGCUGCUUCAGAUCUGUAGACUUAGCAUACGGCGUUGCUUAGGACUGAAAGGUUUAAGUUGCGUGCAAGAUAUGCACCUUCCUUCACCUCUGAAAACAUAUUUACAGUAUGGACAGUGUGGAUCGAAAAGCACCUGCGUCUACAAAAACUUGACUUGAGAAUAUAGUCCCUGCACAUUCAUCUUACAAUGUAGAUAUCAGGCCUGCAGGCAGCAAUUUCAAAACAGUGGAUCUUUAAAUUCUGAAAAAAUUGACCUUUUUACUCACUUGGUUGGCCCCACUUGAGAAAUUUUAUAGAACCUGAUCAAAUUUUGAUUCAGAGCAGACCUUUUUCACCAGGAAGGUUGGUUCUUUGACCCCCUCCCUAACCCCCCCCCUCAAAUUCCCCAGCCUACAGGCCUAAGUAUCUCCUUACCCUCGGUGUAUUUUGGAUGCACAAGUAUAUAUUUGUUAAGAUUAAAUCACUAAGUCUUAACAGCUGAUGUGAAAAAACUCGUCUCGGUCUGUGAAAGAAACUAUACUAGCCACAUUUUUGCCAAAUAUUUUUGAUUCUUUGAAAAUUCUCAAAUUAGGAUCAGCAUUAGAUGAGCAUUACAUGGAACAUCUCUAUUUGUUGACAAGCACAGCUUGACUAUAACUGCACAUUAUGUGGCACAGACUCUAAACAUUUGGUGUGUAGGCAUUUGCUAGUGGAUUGAAUGUGUUCCUAAAUGGCACUACCUCAGUGAGAUUUAACAAAGAACUUGCCUAUUAUUAUUAUUAUUAUUAUUAUUAUUUUAUUAUUAUUAUUAUUAUUAUUAUUAUCCCAUGUAAGCUGGCUGUUUUUCUCAGUGACAUGGAGCCUGUCUUCUCACAAGUGAACCCAGGGUAUUUUAAAGAAAAAAAUUUUCCUAGCUCGGAUUGGCAAAAGCUUAAAAGGGGAAUAUAUUAUAGACUAAAAUUGUACUCCUUUUGAAAAUAACAGAUAGUAGAUUAUGUAGCUGUUCACAAUAACAACUAAACUGUAUUGGUUUAAUAUACAUUAAUCUUUGUAUCACAUUAUCUUUUUUGAUUAAAUUUACCACUUAUGGAAAGCACAA
This is a messenger RNA of Lingula anatina, 1945 nucleotides long. Its product is annotated as ankyrin repeat and SOCS box protein 9. The record is from RefSeq and is a predicted model, not a curated record. NCBI's taxonomy places the organism in Eukaryota, Metazoa, Brachiopoda, Lingulata, Lingulida, Lingulidae. Gene Ontology annotation, biological process: protein ubiquitination; intracellular signal transduction; positive regulation of protein catabolic process. Gene Ontology annotation, molecular function: protein binding.